CUGCCGUGGCCACACACAGUCAGUCUCAGUCUCGGUGCGCUGGUCUAGCUGUUUGGACGUUUUCGCCAUUUUGGGCCACCGGAUUUCACACGACCAACAUUUCGGCCAACUGUCUCGUGCGCGGUCCCACUCUAUGUGUGCUGGCGGGCAUAACGCCACCGUCGUCGCGAUUCCGGCUGUAAUCCUGGAAGGGUUCAACCGAAGGGGGAGAAGAAGUGAUAAAGAUUAGACAGAGGGACGGAUGCGCACACAUACACGCCACUCACAUACACACGUACACACGGUGACAGUGAAUUUAAUCGCCGAAAAGGGGGAAUUAUUGGGAUCAAAGAAAAAAGGGGCAUGAAUAUAUGUUGUGAAAGGAUGCUGCGAAUGAUUGGCGCCGUUCGAAGUGCGUGGAGUGAAUAGUUGACACGACACCGAGAUAACGAGUGUUGGUUUUUUUUUCUCUGUUUGUUGACCAGCAUAAGAUUUAUGAUUGAGGGCGAGAGAAGAGGGAUGGUUAAUUGGUACUGAUUUAAUUCAGAGUGAAGGGCGAGAGGUUUGAAAUAUUUUCAAUUAACGAAAUAGUUUACAAGAUUGUUGUUCGCCGGUGAAGUUUGGUUCCCCUGGAACAAAAAAAACAGACGGGAAAAGAUAACAAGUGAGGAACAAAUUAAAACUACAAAAAGGGCACAAAACAGAGUGUGGUGUGUCGGAAUGUAAAUUUCAACGUUUCAUUAAAUCGUGACGCGAGUUCGUUUGAACUAUCAUCGAAGGUAACGCCAGCUGCUCGGGGGUCGGAAGUGAAGGAAGGAAGAAAGAAUUGACUAGGAAAAAGCUUUGAAUGCACUUAUUUAUGCACAUAAAUUGUUCCACCUGAACGACGAUUCUGUGAAGAUCCGUUUCGAGAAGUGACAGUGGUAGAGAACGAAGAAAACGAAGGAAUGCCAGUGAUUUCGAUCUGCGAUAGAGAAAGAGAUUAAAAAUCCGAUAGUGAAGACCGGGCGGAAGGUAAUGAAUGGAAAUCCGCGCAGGCAGUGAAUUUAAUCGCUAACAGUGAUAAAAACAAAGGUAUCUCUCCGGAACGAAGUGAACGGAGGAAGAAGGUAAACAUCAAAACAAAGACGUGGAAAAAGGUGAACUCCCCCCGCAGAAGAAGAAGACGAAGAAGAAGAAGUGGUUCGACAGUCGAUAGAGAACAAUGAUAUCUAAACAUGACCGCAAGAAUAUGCAAAUAGAGUUUCAUAAUAGUUGGUAGAGUCGAGAAAGCGUCGCGAAGAACGAAGAAAACGCUAUCGAUUUUCCACCCCAUCACCAACCCAUCCACCCAAUCAUCCAAUCCUUGCGAUCGAACAAUUCCGUCGCCAUCCCGUGAAUAGAGUCGUUUGAUCUUUAUCACAAAGCGAAGUUAAGGCGGCGACGAGUUUUGAUAACGGCCGCCGCGCGCGCGUUUCUGUGUGUUUCUGUUUAUGUGAACGAGCGAAAAAUUCGCCAAGUGUCCCGGCUGUUGUUUCCAAAUGGUAAAACUUGUGCUGUUUUGAAGUGAGUUUGUAAACCAAAUUUAAAAAAAAAAAUUCAAAGUGUUUUGUGAGCAAAAGGAAAGGAGCAAGUGUGUGUGUGUGUGCUUUACCAGUGUUUGCGAAUUGCUGCAUUUUGAUAAGUACGAAAUCACCCUUUUUUUCUAAAAAAAAGUCAUAAAUUAUUCUGAGGACGGGAGUAUAUAACUCUGGUUGACCUUGCUGAUCCCAAUAUAGCCAAUUUCGGCGGCUUUCGGAGAAUGGAUUUCCUGCUCGUUAAAAGGUCAGUGGAGAAAUGAAUCAGAGGGUCAACAAAGGAUGAUAUCUUCCCUUCCAAUGCCAGGGUUAAAAUUUCCGACAGCCACCAUAAAUUAUCAUAAUGCAAAAUGGAGCUAUCAGCGAUGGGAGGUCGCCGUCUGACCUCUCAGCAAAUACAGCAGCUACAGCAAGCCCACCAACAGCAGCAGCAACAGAUCCAGCAACUCCAGCAGCUCCAGCACUAUCAGCACCAACAGUUGCAGCAGCAGCAACACACCCAAGCGAUGUUAUUCCAGCAACAGCAGCAACAACAACAGCAGCAGCACUCCAUUCAGCAAAUACCACCCCCACCGAUGGGGGGUGGCGGUGGAAACCCACUUCACCGCUCGGCCCAACGAUUCAGCGUGUCUCGUCACCGGAAGGACUCGCUGGGGAAGAGUGUUAGCAAGUACAUGUACCCGCCCGGAUCGCCCUCGAUGGGUUUCAACGAGAACAUCUACCAUCCCCAGAACACCACCUCGGCGAGCGCCGCCAACGCCAACACUGCCAACAGCAAGCACAACCGGUACCCCGAGCCCGACCCGGACAUCAUCGAGGUCUACCUGGAGGACGAUCCGAUCAAGCUGAAGGAGGCGGUUCGCGACGGGAAGGAGAUCAAAUGGCGCAACAACAUCGUGGCGACGAUGGAACGCUACGAUCCGGGACCGAUAUCGGCGGCUACCCUACCGUCGUCCUAUCUGCAGCAGCACCAUCAGUCCAGCACCGACAGCAGUCUGAAUCCGGAGUACUCGUACGCCUACUGCGAACCGAUGAUCCUGAAGCAGCAAUCCCUCCAGCAGCAACAGCAGCAGCUGCCACAGCCCGGCGGCCAGCUGCACCCCAACAGCCUCCCGCAGAUACACAAACUCUCCUCGUCGGCCUCGAGCAAUGCGCUCUCCAAGUUGCCAUCAACCAAUUCUCUACGUGCCUUAUUGAGUAAGAGCUUCCGGAAGAGUUCGCUGUCGGCGAACACGCCCGGAAGUUCUACGGUGGGCCCUGGAACGCCGGGAGGUGUCAUACCGGAGAAGCACACCUUCACGACCCGGUACGGCACGAAGGAGAACAUCUACGAAGACGUUGGAGCGGGGUCCAACCUAGUAGGGACGGCGGCGGCGGCUACGACGGGAGGAACCAAGCCCCUGACGGGGGCAACCAAUUCGACGUCGAUGCAGAGCUUCGAGUCGAUCCAAAAGUUUAACAUACACGACGAACUGAGGCACGUGCAGAGCCAGCACGACAGGAUCCUUGGGGAGUUGAACCUCUCGGUGGAGACGUUGAUUAUGCCAUCCAAGGAUGAACAGGAUGCGAUCGAGGAGCGGUUGAAUGAGAUUCACUGCGCGCAGUAUCACGACGAGAUGUCCCAGGAUGACUGCAUAGCGGCAGGUUCGUCUAAUUCUGCGAUGAUUCACAUGCAGGAGCGACUCUCGCCGACCACUUCGCAGCCGAACAGUGGCGACGUGGACAGUGGCAUCAGCGGAAGUAGUAGUAGUGGCGCUAGUUAUUCCAGCAGCAUGUUGUAUCGGACCACCACGAUGUAUACGAAUAACAGCAAGACGGUGACGAUCAACGACAGUGCCGAGGGCAGUGGCUCUGGAAUGUCGAUGUUGGCCGGCAGCAGCUCGAUACGCAGCAGCUGUGGCAGUAGUAGCGGCUGCGGCUCGGUCCCGGUCGCGUAUUCCUCGUGCGGAGGAGGCGCUAGUUGUAGUAAAAUGGCUUCUAACAUUGUGAUACCUAACUCGAAUAAGCUAGCCUGUUGUUUCUAUUCCGAUAAGCUAAGCAAAACUAGUAAAUCUAAUUCCGAUCACCUAGAUACGCUCGCAGAUAAGUCCAGCUUCUGGAACAAGCUGGGGAAAUUGAAAAUUUCUGGCGUUUUCGGUGGUGCCAAUAACAGCAGCAGUAGCAGCAAUGGCAGCUCAGCUAGCCACAGUCAUCUGCACAAUCAGCAUUUCCAUCCGCCGCAUCAUCAUCACCAUCCGCAUCCGCACUUACAUCACCACCACAACCAUACGCUUCCAAGCCAUCUGCACCAGCUGCAGGGUCUGAAUCAUUCUGUCCCAACGACCACUACCAAUACGGCCACGAUCGCGAGAAGCAACGAAUCCGAGAAUCCGCACAUUCAUCUGCACCAUCAUCGUCUCCCGUCGCCGCUGGUCACCACCACGAUCGAACCCUGGUGGCAAACGCCCUCCGAUCCGUGUCUGAUGGAUCCGUCGUCAACCUGUGGCGGCGAGUACCAGCUACCCUGUGAGGUGCUUGUGCCUCCCCCGCAGCCACCACCCCCAUCGCUGUCCGCGCUAAUCAGUGGCGGCGGCGUCGGGAUGCGUCCCCCACUGCCGCAACCUCCGCUGCAGACGCAGAUCGAGCUGGAAGAGGACGAGGAAGACCAAAAGGUGGAAGAGCACGAAGAUGGCGUCGCGCAGUAGUCGGCGGUGGCGUCGACAGCGCAUGCGCGUAAGCAAUUUGUGAUGUGACCAUUAAUCGUUUCUCGAGCGAUUCCAUUUGAAUUCGAAGGUCGAUUUUUUUGUAUUUUUUUUUUAUUUGGCUCAAAUUUGGUAGACGCAUUGCUUUUUUGCAUCAUCGGUUUUCCAUUUUGACUCGAGCCUUACUUUUGAGAAGGGUUUGAAGGACUUUAUAGGGAUUGCUGGAAUAUUCUCAAAAAAUAUGUAUUUAUUCUAUUUUAUUAUUUUAUUUCUCAUCUGUCUUGUUGCCUUAAUAAUAUGUUAACAUUGAUGUUAAGAUGAGGGAAAGCCUUGGAAAGGGCAUAAAUACCUCAUAUCUUUUCUUAAGAAUUACUACUACAAGACAUCAACAAUAAUUGCGCACAUCAUAAAGAAAAAAAAAACAGUAAGUUCAAACAGUAAAAAAGUUGGCGAUAAAUAAUAAAAUUAACACCGUUAAAGGUGCUGGUCCUUCAGUCUUCUAUUGUUGGGUAUCAUCCAUUCCAUAUGUUUCCGUUAAAUACUGCAGCAGUCGAAUAUAUCAUAGACCUCGCUGAAUAUUGUCGCCAUUAACCGGAUGGGAUCGUAUUGACCAUGGGAGCAAAAAGCCCGCUGUCGAAGUUCCACAUAUCUCCUCCGUUCCAACGUGUUGAGCCAGAGGAGCCUACAUCGCUUUUCGGUAAAUUUGAAGAGUCUCACCAAGAAAGACUACAGAGUGCGUACCUUAUUUAUUUUGUUUGUUUGUUUCUUUGUUUUUAAGAGGCUUUAAACUUUGCAGUUCAUUCGCCUCCAAGUUUAUUUUGUACUGAUUCAAAUCUGCUUAUCCAAGUUAACCGAUGCGGACACCACACGACCGCAUUUGAUUCCAGAAUGGAGUGCACCAAUGCAACGUUAAGUGACCGAAGACACUGAGGAUCACGACAUUCGUUAGCUACUUUGAAUAGUAAUCUCUGUCAUAAUUGGGAUGUGAUUUACGGCUGUGUAAAUUCUGACAUCCGCGUAUUAAAGGCGAAAUUCCUGAUGGCAGUAGUUUUGAUAACUCGUUGAUGAAAAUGAAGAAUAGAAGUGGUCCUAGAUUGCUCCUUAGCGCGUCCCGCUGAUAUGUUGGUAAAGAAUUCUGCGGUUCGGAUCCAAUUCGCACACAUAGCUUUCGAUCCGUGAGAUAUGAUAUCAACCAUCUGAUGAGGUCUUCGAAACUCUAAGCUUUCCAGUUUGAGAACAAGAGUCUUAUGAUCCACUCUGUCGAAAGCUGCUUUGAGAUCAGUAUACAUCACGCCAACUUGUGAUCCGCCAUCUAUUUUGCGCAAGCAGAAUGAUGUGAACUGCACUAGAUUUGUAGAGACAGAUCGCUUGGGAUAAAAUCUUUGUUGCUUUUUACAGGUUACAAACAAAACCUCUUUGCUGAUAAUUUCAAAUAUUUUGGAGUAUUCAUACAAUGAUGUAUUACCUCGAUAGUUCUCAAUGUUCUGCAUAUCUAUUUUUGACGUGGGACUACGACUAUCCGGAGAAAAUUGAGAAAGACUUGGUUAUGGAGAACGCAAAUUUAAGAGGUGACAUUUUUCGACUUGGUUCACUUUGGUAGAACAUUUUUUAAAAAUUAUUUUCGAUCAUAACUCCAAUUUUAGAACAAGAAUGUAAUGAAACGUUUACGACCUGAUCAGUCACGAAUAAACAUAAGUUUUCCUCUACCAUUUGAAUAGUAUUAUUGUAGUAAUGAUUGAAACUAAAAUACAUUCAACCACACUGAACUGAAAACCAUAUUCAUCAGCUUUCAUUCCGCCAAAGUGAAUUGAGUGCAUGCGCACCAAAACUAAAAACAAUUUUUUUCAAUAUUUAUGUGUUAUUUUAUAGAUAUUCAUAGUCUCAGUGCUUUGAAAAAAUCCUGUUUGUAACACAUGGGCGAUGAAAUAGUAGGUUGGAUCAGCCACGGUCGGUCAAUUAGUGGGAGCCCAACCUUCAAAUUGAAAUAUCUCAAAAUAAUGUUUUUGGCGCUUGAUUCGUUUUGGCAGAACCCCGACCAAAUUACAUCAUGGCAAAAACGCUGUAUAAAAAUACACAUAGGGUAUUUCCCCCUGAAAGUUUGGGUAGAAAUAGUACUCACGGUACAUCUUUUUCGAGAAAGUUGAGUUAAAUAAAAUAAAUAUACAGCAUUUUGUUUAACAGUGCGUACUUUCUCCACAUAGUCCCAAUAAUAAUUUUAAUUAUCAAGCAAUUUUUGAUUAGGCCCUUCUCAAUAGUCAAAACCGAUGAUGAAAAAUGUCCUUUUUGGCCAUGAAGAAUACGUCUGGAAAAUUUGAGCCAAAAUUUGUUUAUUUGAAUUUCUAACUAAGCUGCCGAACAAGGAGACGGCACACACAAUCUAGUACUAUGUGAAACGUGUAAAUAGUAACGGUUUUCUAUCAAGCAGCAGCCGGAAAACCGAAGGGGGCUGUCUUUCGUAAAACGAAGACGCGUAUGCGCGUAUGCUAAUCGUGUAAAACAAUGAUCUGUAUAUUUUAGAAUCACUGCACUGUAAAUAGAAAAUAAACAAACACAAACAACAGAUAUAAUAACAAAAAAAAACAUAGGAGAACCAAUUCGAUGAAAGUAAAGUUUAAAUACUUCUAGUGUGAAUAGUUAGCGUUAUA
Molecule: messenger RNA, 6861 nt
Organism: Toxorhynchites rutilus septentrionalis
Lineage: Eukaryota; Metazoa; Arthropoda; Insecta; Diptera; Culicidae
Product: probable serine/threonine-protein kinase DDB_G0282963
Exons: 5
Coding region: 1886-4219 (777 amino acids)
Source: RefSeq, a predicted model, not a curated record